This is a messenger RNA of Westerdykella ornata, 681 nucleotides long. RefSeq lists its product as uncharacterized. Lineage: Eukaryota; Fungi; Ascomycota; Dothideomycetes; Pleosporales; Sporormiaceae. Bases 1 to 681 code for a protein of 226 amino acids. The record is from RefSeq and is a predicted model, not a curated record. The transcript is spliced from 4 exons.
AUGGCAGAGGUAGUAGCGCAGAAAAGAAGAUGUUGCGCAGGCUCUGUCGCUGGCUGCAGAGGCAAUGGGGCACAGACUGCAGCCCGAUCGCCCUCGGCAGCUAUGGCAGAGGAGGAAGCCAGUCAACGCGUGUCUGGAUUCGGAGCUCAACAAGAGAAGAAGAAGGAGAAGGAGAAGGAGACGCUUGCAAUGAUGGGUGGCGAUCACGGACCCCGCUGUCCGGAGCAACAGUGUGAACGCAACCCCAAUGCCGAUUCUGGGCGCUGCAGUGCCGGGCCCGUUUCCUACGAGCUUUGGAACGGCUGCCAACAAAGACUGCAGCAGGCAGAGGAGUUGCCGAGUGUAGGAGAGGGGGCCGACGCCCCUAGACUUGCAGGUGUAAUCACUUCCACCGCCGUCGCCGCUCUCAAACAAACCAACGGCAUUCUAGUCCGAGUCACCACAAGCUCUGAUUCCAGCCGAGACGGUGAGGAGCGCCGGAGCAGCCACUCGAAACUAAACUACUCCGAAGCUUCCGACGAGAGGAGCAAGACACCUCUCUGCGCGGCUUUGCGUUUACAACAAGGCAAUUGCCCUCAGCGCACCUCCUCCAAGUUGACGCCAACGAGACCGCACGGCCGAUACCGCAGAUCACAAUCCUAUACACCCCAAGGCGAGUGGUUUGGGGCUUCGGCUCCAUGA